Molecule: messenger RNA, 1486 nt
Organism: Dreissena polymorpha
Lineage: Eukaryota; Metazoa; Mollusca; Bivalvia; Myida; Dreissenidae
Product: arginase-1-like
Exons: 6
Coding region: 151-1185 (344 amino acids)
Cellular component (GO): nucleus; cytosol; cytoplasm
Molecular function (GO): arginase activity; manganese ion binding
Source: RefSeq, a predicted model, not a curated record
CGUAUACAUUUAUAAAAAAACUUCAGUAUUUACGAAAUUUAUAAACUAAGUCUGUUUAUGAGAAGCGUGUAAAAUAUCAAAACAGUUAAUUGCUAAAAGCGAUCUACAUUGCUGCUCGAUUUUUGCUUUAAUUGACCUUAUUAGUACACGAUGGACAGCAUUACGGAACUGGUGCACAUGGGCAAAGAGAAGAUGGGGACGUGGAAGAAGUUGGGAGUGGUCGGCGUUCCCGUCAGUAAGGGACAGCGGCGGGACGGCACCGACAAGGGCCCCAAGUUUCUCAGGGACGGCGGCUUACUGGAGCGGCUCAAGAAGAUCGGCUGCGAAGUGAAGGACUACGGUGACGUAGACUUUGGCUACAUCGACAAUGACAUGCCGCACGAACACGUGAAGAACCCUCGAAACAUCGCACGUGGAUCCCUCAAGACUGCGGACCAGGUUGAGCGCUGUUUGCGGACAGAGGGCCACUGCUUGGCCAUAGGCGGAGACCACAGCAUGGCCAUAGGAACCAUUAUUGGGCAUGCGCGCGUCCACCCGGAUAUGGCCGUCCUUUGGAUUGAUGCGCACGCAGACAUCAACACGCCUCUGACGUCAGAUAGCGGUAACAUACACGGGAUGCCCCUCUCGUUUGUCGCCCAUGAGUUGGAUCCUUACGUCCCUCAUAUGCCCGGCUGGGACGAAGUUCAACCAUGUAUCGGCCUGGACCAGAUUGCAUGGAUCGGCCUGCGCGACGUGGAUCCUCUCGAGCGAAAGAUCAUCGACAAGUUCGACAUGAACGCUUUCAGCAUGCAUGACAUAGAUCUGCACGGCAUCAAGAACAUCCUAGACAUGGCGCUGAAAGCCGUCGACCCAGAAGGUGUUAGGCCAAUUCACGUGAGUUUUGAUGUUGACGCCCUGGACCCCGUACACACGCCCAGUACCGGAACUCCCGUCAGUGGCGGCCUGUCGGUCCGGGAGAUGUGCUAUAUAGCGGAAGAGCUCGCUCUUACAGGACGGCUCGCUAUGAUCGACGUCGCGGAGGUAAAUCCCGCCUUGGGUGACUCAAAAGACGUCGACGUUACAGUACGCACCACGAUCGACGUCAUCGCUCGUUUCUAUGGGCAACGGCGUCAAGGAAUCGCUCCAACCGGCACCGACAUCCCACAGGCGACCAUUCGCCGCAACUCUUUAAUUAACGCGCUUUAAUUCACGCGAGAAAUCAAUUGACAAUGGUUCUCAUUGUUUGGUGACCGUACUUCUCCUUAUUUGGAGAUUUUCAGCCAUCAAAGUAUGCCGUUACUGUACGUGGCAACAAAAUACUAGUACUUUAAAUUUAGUUCGUUGUUUGUUGUUGUUGUACUCUGUUAUUUGAUUGUUAAACAUGCUCACGCUUUAUUUUAAAACUUUUCGUAUUUAAGGUAUUGACAAAAAAAAACGCACUUGCAUUAUUCUUUUUAUGAUAUGUAUAUGUAUGUUUAAUUGUUAUUAAAUCAAUGUUGUUUUAAAA